Stylophora pistillata is the source of this 1822-nucleotide messenger RNA. Its product is annotated as protein Wnt-3a. Gene Ontology annotation, molecular function: frizzled binding; cytokine activity. Gene Ontology annotation, biological process: cell fate commitment; multicellular organism development; neuron differentiation. The record is from RefSeq and is a predicted model, not a curated record. Gene Ontology annotation, cellular component: extracellular region. Lineage: Eukaryota; Metazoa; Cnidaria; Anthozoa; Scleractinia; Pocilloporidae.
UGGUGAAAUAUUCAUUCUGUUAUACAUUUUAACAGAGCCCUGUUUAAUAAGAACGGAACAAUGAACCCGUUUGGUUUUAAUUCGAGCGCAUUCUAUUAAAGGUCCGAUAAAUUGUUUGGAGUAGUAGCGACGUUGCGUCAUUUUGCUGCAUAGUUGAUUUUGGUUGGGUUGUACGAUUUAAUCACUUUUUGAAUACAGGUUUUAUUAGCUGGUUUUAAUGACACUCUCGUAAACUGUUGACACCUGCUUAAUUCCAAUUCCAGCCUUUUAUUCGGCAGUUAGGAAAAGACACCACGUCCAUUGAGUUUUAAGAUAAAAAACGCGUGCUUCUUUCAAGAGAAACAGAAUACGAUUUAGAACGAUUUAGGGUGGAAAGCCUGCGCUGACUCAGCCAAGCAAUGACGAUAACAUUUCUGUGGCUCUUCAUUAUUUGUUUAAGUUUCUCCAAGCCAAGCAAGUCAGUUUGGUGGACGUUAGGAACACAUACCACACUUUCAACGGAUCCAGCGAAGAAAGCAGCUCUCCUAUGCUUCACAACUCCUCAGCUUAACACAAAACAACAAGAUAUUUGCCGGAGACACCCAACUCUGAUGGCAAGUGUGGCUAAAGGAGCCAGAGAAGCGGUGGAAGAAUGUCAGAUUCAGUUUCGACACAGGCGAUGGAAUUGUUCGUCUGUUCCUGACUCUGGAACACUGUUCGACCCGAUCUUAAAGCGAGCCAGUCGCGAAUCAGCCUAUCUGUACGCCAUCACAGCAGCAGGAGUCGCUCAUGCGGUUACAGCUUCGUGUAGUGUUGGUAAUACUCAAAGUUGUGACUGCGAUCGAUCACUGAGUGGUUCCACCCAGAAGGGCUGGACAUGGGCUGGCUGUAACAGCAACAUCAAGUUUGGGAGCUGGUUUUCAGAGCAGUUUACUGAUGCGCGGUGGAGAGGUAACAGUCCAAAGGCUGUCAUGAACAGACAUAACUGCAAGGCUGGACGAAAGGCUCUUUCAAAGCUGGUCUGGAAGAAAUGCAAGUGCCAUGGUUUAUCUGGUUCGUGCUCCAUGAAAACAUGCUGGAUGCAACAACCCUCAUUUCGGCAAGUUGGCGAUCAUCUUAAACAGAAAUUCGAUAGAGCAGCUGAAAUGACAAUCAAGCUGAAUAGAAGAGGAAAAGAACGUUUAAAGCCUAAGAACACUCGCUUGAAGAAACCCUCGGACUCCGAUUUGAUAUAUUACCAAUCGUCGCCAAAUUACUGUGACGCAGACGUCAACGAGGGAACCCUAGGAACCUCGGGAAGAGCGUGCAAUAUUUCGUCACAAGGAAUCGAUGGGUGCGAGCUUUUGUGCUGCGGGCGCGGUCACAAUAUACAACAGGACAAGGUUGUCAGAAAUUGUAACUGUGUAUUUCUAUGGUGCUGUCAAGUAAAAUGUCAAAAGUGUCGAGAGAUUGUAAACAUCUACACAUGUAAAUAAGGUACACCGGACUCACUGCUUAGUCCAACACUAGCCUAAAUUCUUCUCGCCUUGUAUCAUUUUUAUACUUGUAGAUAUUUUUAAGAACAUUUUAGUGGAAGAUAUUGUAUGUUCGUGGGUAGAAAAAACACAAAGUUUGUUCAUCUUUUAAUAAUUAAAGGAGCGUUGAUCGUUGAUUCCCGCCAAAUAACUAUUUGCAUCACAUAUGAUUAUAAAACUCAACGUUCUUCCUGCAGAGAUUAUAAUAGAAGUUUUCUUUUAAAUUAAUUGUGACACUACAAGCAUGCCCUACCUAAAAGAGUGCAAGAUGGAAUGAAUGUCUUUAAUUGUCUGAAGAGUUCACAGGAAAUAAAACCAAACAAAACUGA